AUGGAAGAGAGAGGACAAACUCAUUCGAUCUAUGAGGUCGAAGUUGAACGAGAAGACCAGGUUGAAGAAGAAGACGAAGAAGACUCAGCUUGGUCUCAAUUUGAUGAUCUAGCCGCAGCUGUUCUUGAGGAUCCCGAGAACGAACAGUUGCUGACCGCCUUCCAGGACAUGAAGAAGAAACUCCAGUACAGGGAUGCUCGAAAAAUGCUGGCAAAGUCUCGGAUUGCUCGAGACUACUAUCCAGUGGAGAAUCCCAAGUAUACAAAGCCUUUCAAACGAGAUGGUGGAAAGAUGAGUCAAAAGUUUUUCAUGGUGACUGCAUGCGAUGUGGCAAGUAUGGUCAUCGUGCUCGUGCACCUGGCUUGUGAGAAAGGUGAUGCAUCCAACUACAUGGUUUUGACGAGCGCCGAUGAACCAUUUGAACCCAUCUUUGCCGUGAACUCAGAAGAAACCAGUUUUUGUGGAAUCCUUGACUCCGGUGCCUCAGAGACAAUCAUCGGAGUGGAUACGCUGCAAGAGCUCUAUGAAUGCUAUGAGCGACUUGGUUUUGAGGCACGGAAAGAGAUUGAAGUGGACCGAUCUUUACACAAGUCAUUUGUGUAUGGAAAUGGUCAAGCAAAUGAUGCACUUGGGCUAGCAAAAAUCAACAUAGGACUGCUGGGGAAAGAAACCACUAUGGAGGCUCAUGUCGUCGAGGGCUCUACGCCCUUGCUGCUUUCCUCUAGGUUCUUGUACGACCAUGAUGUGACAGUGAACUUCAAGAAAGGCUGGGCUCAUUUCGCCGAGAUGACCGAACACAAGGUGCAGCUGGCGAGAGCUCCAAGCUUUCAUUUGAUGAUGUCCAUCUUGCAGUUCCCGGGCAGUCGUGAAAAGACACAUGAGAUUGUGACAGAAGCUCCCGGACAUGUACUGAGUGCUGA
Molecule: messenger RNA, 920 nt
Organism: Durusdinium trenchii
Lineage: Eukaryota; Dinophyceae; Suessiales; Symbiodiniaceae
Source: the annotation of a GenBank genome assembly